CGUUAUACAAAGAGAACACUUGUUUAAAUUCGUGUUAAGCUAAAUCAGUCCUCUCCUGACAAACAAAAAUAUUUUCUGCGUAACGUGUGUUAACCGUAUGUUUAAACAUCACGUGUUCGUAUACCUACAAUUGUAUUACCAAAAGCACGUGAGCAUCUCCAGGUAUUACGAAGGUAAACAUUUUUUGCAUACGGUGCAGUUGCCAUAAAACCGUCUACGACAUAUAGAAGAAUUUAUGCGACACUGCUAGAUUAUACGAUAAAUUAAUUACUGCGCUUAAUUCUGAUCUAAAUUUCCGAGUGUCUAACGCCGCGAUGAUAAAACUACGCACAUAAUCCUAUCUAAGAAAAACGUCGAUGAUCCUGUAAACAUCGAAAAAUAUGAUCUUUAGAAUAAUAUUGAAGUGAGAAUAAUUUCGCGCUUACCAUCGUAUUUAAACAGCGAAAUCAAAUUAUUAACUUCUUCCUCUGAUAUUUUUCCCUAUCGUCGAUCGUAAGUGAGAUAUUUGAGAUUACCAAGUUGGAUAGGACACCCGGUAUAAUAACCGAAGAAAAAAAUAUUUAUCCGUGAACUGCGGCAUUCUAGCGCUCAACCGUACGAUUCUUUUAUACUAAACGAUGCAAAAGGACACGGUUCGUCCGUUAACUCGACAAAUUAUCAAUACAGAUCCCUUCAAGCCGUUCUACCAACUCCAUCAAGCGGACGUAUUCCUGGCGAAUCACCAGUACCAGCCAAAUCUGCAACCUCCAAGAAACACGUACCCAUUGUCGUUUCAACCAGCCCCUGUGCAAACUCAAGCCAACUACGGUAGCCUGCCUCAAAACAUCCUCGACCAGAUUCGUAGCUGCGUUAGUAGCGCAGCCCCGAUAUUUAUCCUGCCAGGUGGUUGUCAUCGACAAACCGGUGCAAGCAAUUUAAACGAAGGCGUAGCGCAGCACAGCACAGGACAGUCGACGAAUGUGAAUCCCUUCGCGUCCUUCCACUGUCCACCCUCGUUCUAUCCUUAUCCGGUGCCUAUGCCGGUGUUGGAGCCAUUCGGAGUUCAAACUCGAGGCAAAGACGGUUCUCGCGGUUGCUUCUCGUGCUGUCAGAGGAAGCAACGCGGCUUGGAUGGCAAGGAAUAUGCCGUGGGAUGUUGCUGCGACGUUCACGAACAAGAGGAGCAUCGUUGCACGGCUACGAACGGCGAUACAAUUUGCUCGAAACGAGAUUGUCCAGUUUCCAUAAGUUUGCAGGCGUUGGCGUCGCAAUUUCUCUCGCUGCCAGGAAUUAUUUCUUGCGCUGUUACUAGGCUAAUUUUACGAAAAAUACCUGGAUCGAAUAUAACCAGUAGCACGGAGGACACGAUGGAUAAGGCGAUCAAGUGCUUGGAGACGCUGAACAAAGAGCAGCUGCUGGCCGAGUGCAGAAACUCGCAGCAUGCGAACGCGCUCAUCAACCUUCACAUGACUACCAAUCCUCCGGUGAAUAUUAUUCCGCUGCUUACGUUGCUGCAACUCAAGGUGAACGUCUUGAAGGCGCAGGUGGAGAAUUUGAUUAAUAAAAAGGUGACGGAGUGUCAAGGAUUUGGAUUCGAGGUAGAGACUAGCGGCCCCAUAGAUCCAACCGUGCUGUCGAUGAAGACGAACGCCGAGCUGCGUCAACUGUUAGCAGCUUUGCGGCAAAAAGAAUGCGACGAGAGGGUGAACGUCAACUUCUCGCCUUACCAUUCUCAGAAGGUGAUCGCCGAGUGUCGUCUGAACAACGUUCAAGCGAAAAUUCGCCAAGUGGAGACGGAGUUCGACAGGAGAAGAGACAUCUCGGUACCCGGUCCGACUCUCACUUCCAGGAUUAUCCGACAGUUUUCUGAAUCUACGUGCGCGUUUGGCUUCGCGCAGACGGGACUGUUCGAGCCUUAUGUGCAGGGAAGAAUGUCGGACUCGCCAGAUCCGUUUGCACGAAAUCCGAGGAGGCUCGCGUUGAAGCCUCACGAGCCUGCACAGAGAACUGUCCAGUGGAAGGAAGAAGAUAAGGCCGUUGCUACGUCUGAGAAUGGAACGACCACGUGCAGAGACGCGGAAACGGGCGAAGAUCGCGUUGUUCGUUCGAAGGAAAACAGAGUGGAAUCAAAAUCCAGCGAGGACACUUGUAGCUGCGAAGAAAGUUCCUCGCAAGAGAGUCUCGAUGAGGAUAAAAAAAAACUUGGCUUAAGAAUCGAUCGGCAUGGAAACGUGAUCGUAAGUAGCGCCUGCUGUUCGAGAGGCGUGUCCUUGUUCAAACUUGCAUCGCGUAUUGUUGAGAAAAUGAAGCAGGUUUCCGGCGAGGAUUACGCGGAGAACGAAGGAGAAGAAGCGAAAGGAGAAGGGCGUGAGUCGAGAGACGAAGAAGAAGAUUCUGUGAUAGAGUUUCGUAUCAAGGAGAUUGGCGUCGACGGUAAAGAGUUUGAGAUAAUUACGAUUGACGAUGAUGACGAGGAUACGAAAAGUAAGACGUUCGAUGGUGGAAAAGCGAGUAUUAAGAAGGAGCGUGAAAGCGAUACGGAUGUUGAAGAGAAGGUGGGCGUCGGGAUAGAAACCGGUACUUUGAGAAAGACAGAUAUCGAAGAAAACUCCGAAGGGAUAGAAGCUUCCGUUGAUGCAGGCUUUCCAAUAAAACAGGAGACCGAAAGUAUAGAAAGAAUGAUAGAUUCUAAUUACAAAGACAUUAAGGAAGAACCAGCGGAAGAGGGCGAAAGCGAUCAGAAGCGUUCUACGACGACAGCUGGUGUAGAACCAAAAAAGGAGGCGGUAGUCUGGGAAUCAGACGCGAAAGUAAAAGCAGAACCUAAGGAUUACGUCCUCGUAACUAAGAAAGAAAUCGUUCGAAUGCCUGACAACAUCGAAUCGCUGGGUGUUACGUCUUCGUCAAAAGAAACUGCGAUCGAAAAAGAAAAUGACAGAGCGUUUAAAGAGGAACCGAUCGCUGAGAACGUCCCGAUACACCGAGAAACUGUAAAUCAGACGGUUGCGAACAGGCAACCGUCCCGAAAGUCGUCUUCUGAUUUGUAUAAAACGUUGAACUACACCGUUAUAGCGAAGCCAGUGAGCCGAAAUAAACAACGAAAGAAACUUGAAUGCGUUUCAAAUAAAAACGAGAUCGAUUCUGAAUCGCGGAAAAAAGAUAGAAAAAGGAAAAAUAUACAGAUCGUCUCCAUGAUGACUCGUGUUAAAUAUAAUAAACAAUUUGUAGAUUUCCGGGGGUGGAACGAUGCGAAUGAAAGACACAUAGAACGUGAUUUCUCGAAGAGCGUCGACAAAGAAAAUGAGAAUGACGAGGAUGAUAGAUAUCUUCUUUCAAAGAAAGAACAUUCUUCUAUGACACGCAGCGACGAACAACGUGAAUUAGUAUCGAUGGUUCCUACGAGCACCGAAACCAACGAUGACAUUGAAAAGAAUACACUCGAGGAAAAGAUGUUCCCAAAGAGUCGUCGAAUGAAUGGCGAGAAAAUGACAAAUGGGCUGAAACGCUUUCCACCGCUGAAGCAUACAUAUUCAAACGCAGCAGGAACAACAGCCGAGAUCUCGGAAAAUCUACUUCGUGGAAAAGAGAUCGAGUCAAAUUGCUCGAGGAUCGUUUGCGAUAGAAGUAGCUCUUAUCAUUGCAAUUCGAAAAUGGAAAAUGGCAUUGUCUCCGUGAUAUAUUCCAUGAUGGAAAGUCGGUUUGUUUCCUUGAACUCGUUGCUCGGCAAUAUAGCGAAUUUCCAAGGCGUCCUCUCCAAUUUCCAUCUCAACAAAUCGUUCAACGAUACUCGCGACGAAGAUAAUUUAAAUUCGAAUCGAGACGACGCAAAAAAUAAAAGGCUAAAAUCGCAGAAAAACAAUUGGAUUGCACUUCCGCCGAAUACGAACGCUUACAACGAUGGUGAGCACGAUGUUUCCGGCGGAAAUCGUGUUUCCGUUGGCGAACAGUGUAUUAACGUGCACGAAACGAGACAUUCGAUAAUCGUGGACAGAGAAAAGAACGAUUAUCUGCUGAUCGGGGGUUCUGUUAGCGGCCAAUCUCGAGAAUUAUCGAGAAACGGUUUCAAACGACCAUAUCAUACACGUAGAAACAUAUUGAUAAGAAGCCGACUGAAAAGUUCGGGAAACUCGAGACACGAAUAUCUGCGUCCUUUCACGAUCUUCAAACGAUUGAAGGGAAAUAAAAUAGUCGCGUCUCAGACAGGUUCGCAAAUCCAACAUCGACUAAAAGCUAGACAAAGAUUUUUAGCUUUGCCUGGAAUACCCGAGGAUGUGGAGACGUUAAGCAACGGUAAACACGCUAAUGCAUUUGUAACGACGAAUAGCGCAUCUGAGAACGUAAUAACGCAGCAGGAUAGUAAACGUAAUAAUUGCGACGCUGUUACUGAAUGCUCCGCUCUUUCCAUUGAUCGUUGCUCGACAGAAAAGCAUCGGGUAAUUAACGGUUCUCUCAAUGGGAUGGUAGUAAAUGAACAGAUAUAGUUUGAAUGAAUAUCACGAUUUUAUUAGCGUUUGGCAGUAAAGUAUAACGUUGGAGAUUAAAUGGAGAAAUAAUGACAUAAGGACAAACGAAUAUCGUAUAGAUUUACUUUUGUGCGAAAUGAAAUUUUCUUCCAACUAGUAUCUCCCUUCUUUGAAAGUUGUACUUCUCCGGAACAUCGUACAAAUGCUCUCUAAUCGUUUGGUGUCUUUGGAAGACCCAAUCGUAUCGAUAAAAAAAAAACGCAAAC
Molecule: messenger RNA, 4708 nt
Organism: Bombus huntii
Lineage: Eukaryota; Metazoa; Arthropoda; Insecta; Hymenoptera; Apidae
Exons: 3
Coding region: 618-4460 (1280 amino acids)
Source: RefSeq, a predicted model, not a curated record